Molecule: messenger RNA, 5991 nt
Organism: Eimeria maxima
Lineage: Eukaryota; Apicomplexa; Conoidasida; Eucoccidiorida; Eimeriidae
Product: IQ calmodulin-binding motif domain-containing protein, putative
Exons: 25
Coding region: 1-5991 (1996 amino acids)
Cellular component (GO): myosin complex
Molecular function (GO): cytoskeletal motor activity; ATP binding; protein binding
Source: RefSeq, a predicted model, not a curated record
AUGGCCGACGACCGCGCCUCCGGGCGCUCGGACUCGGCAGCAGCCGACGGGUUGGGGCACAAUAAAGAUGCAAAUCUCAGAAAGGAUACCUUGCAUAGCAAGUUAUCCAUCUCAUCUCAAAGUAGUUCGAGGACUCCAAGGAGAGGAGAUGAGGGGGGCUCUCCACAGACCCUUGGCGUUUCUGCGCCUGAAAUGGCAACAGUAGAAGUAGCAACAUCCCGUUUGCCCGGGAGGUUCGAAGACUUAUCUCCUUCUUCCUCCCAUUUAGCAGAUGACCCAGCUGCUUUAUUUAUACUAGGCAAAAAGCAGUCGCCAGGGGUAGCCGAAGGAAAAACGCGAUCGCCUUCAUUGGGUUCGCGCCAGCUCGCUUCAACUGGUCCAGCUUUUGCUGCUGCUCCGGCCACGACCUUAGGCCCCACAGCGAAGAAGAGUCUGCUCUUCAAACGGCAGCUUGGACGAGGUGUCUCCCAGAGAGGGGGCCGGCUACGAGGAAUGAGCAGACAUGGCGGUGAUAAGGAUUCUGAAGAUGAGUCUCUACACAAGUUGGAUGUGUACGGCAUGGACGACCAGGGAUUCCGCGGAGCUGCCUCGGCACCUGAUACGUUGUUGCUUUCGGGAUCAAAAGUGUUCAUUAGAGACAAAGAGGCCACCAAGGGAAAGACACCCGACUUCAGGGGGCUGGUUACCAUGCAAGUGAUAGACCCCUCACUCCUAGGCAAGCCUCUUUUGCAGCGAGUGCAGCCAUUCCAAUUCGGUGGCAGCAGGGGAGGGGCCCGAGCUGCCCGUAUAGUGCAGAACGAGCUCCCCAACUUGAUGCACCUCAGCAGACACAGCGUAAUACCAGCAGAGGCCCAACUCGGAGAACAAGCAAAACAUCCAGAAGAGGCGAUAGAUAGCUUAAUGUAUCUGCCAUCUUGCGACGACACGGCGAUUAUUGAUUGUUUGCAGCAACGGUUCAACCGUGGCAAAUACUUUACUUCUUGUGACAACAUGCUGAUAUUUGUGAACCCUUGGGACUCACACGACUCGGCGAGCGACGACAUCUUUAACCGUAGCAAAGCCGUGCACUACUGGACAUCUCACGUAGCGGAGCUGCCGUCACAUCCCUACUUGGUGGCUCGCCGGGCAUUUAUUAACGCAAGAAAGCAGCACACAAACCAGCUUGUACUCACCUUCGGAGCCUUCGGAUCAGGACAAGACCGAGUUCACCACGAGCUAGUGAAGCUUUUCAUUCGUUUUGCCUUAAUUAUGGAGGACACGUGGACCGAUGAACAGGCGCUCGCCACUGAAGCCAAGAGAGACGCUGCAGUCUCGCUUUUGGAGUCCCUGCACAUUACGAACAAGGGCACACUUUUUGGGGGGCGACUUAUGGACCUUUUUCAAGUAGAGCUAGACUCCCAAGGAGACGUUGUGGGCUUCAGCUUCCUGCCCAACUCGUCUUAUGAGCCCAGCCAAGACAUUAUCUCAUGGCAGAUGCGCCAGUCUGUCGGUUCGCUCCCCUUGCCCAACAUAUUUUACCAUCUUAUGUAUGGCAUUCACUAUAACGCUGCUGACCCGCAGCUGAAGAACGCUGGCCUUCACCCCGUCGAUGUUAAGGCUUUGAUGCAUUACUUCCCCCCCCCUUUUGUUCUCUUUGAAGACGUGCACUACGAGAAGUGUCAGCAAAUCCUCGCCGACCUGUCCACCAUCGGCCUCUCUGACACCGAAAAGGCUGAGUUUUUGUUGCUGCUUAGCGCCAUUCUUGUAGCAGACGUCACGAGCUUCAAGAUACAGAACGAACUUCCCAAAGAGGAGGUUGAAGAAGAAAAGGAGGAGGAGCCUUCGGUGCCCGCAGCUCCGAGAGUGAGGCGAAUAACAAAGCAAAGCGGACAUACGGUUGAGCGUACUCUCAUGGUAGGCAAGAAGUCGGCGAUGACUUUGGCGGGUCUCGACAUUAUCAAUCUGGUCAGUGGUCACUUCAAAUUAACAAGCUGGUUAGUUGCUCCUGGAGCAACUGCACUAGAGUGCAAGGGCGAGUCCCCUGAAACUAUGAGUUGCCGUUUAACGCUGCUGAAGGCAGCAGGGUUAGACCUUCGACGUGUGAGCCCGGACUGGGCCUUUAACCAGCUGCUGCACAACUACACGGAAGAGUGUUUACUUCACAUAUUUGCAACUUGGGCGUUCACUCUUGAUCAAGCAACUUAUCUACUCGAGGAUGUAAAGCCGCCCCCAGCGAACUUUACCCUGAACGACGAAAUCCUCGAGGUUUUCACGGGCCCCGAAGGUGUAUGGCAAGUACUGAAGCACGAACACACAACAAGGGGUGGAGAAGCAGCUGAUGACUUGUCCGGCGGAGUACCGUUGGCUGCCAUUUCAUUCGUGAAUCGGAUCCUCAGGAGUAAAGGCAAAACGGACAAAAUAAGAAAAGUGCCAGGGUACAAGCCCCCACCACCUGAAAUUUUGAGGCCUAAGAUGGCCGUGAGGGUUGUGAAAGCCACUGGCCAUGCGGGCAAAGGAGCAGUAGUGGGCGGCGGCUCUGCAGCAAAAAAGGGACCAGGAUCCGGUUUGGACCCAACGGUUGGAAUCCUGGUUACACACAGUCAUCACAAUACACGAAUAUUCUGCCCGUGUGUUCAGGAGGCUCCACAGACCAAUUUUAUUGCGUGCGUCAGCGCCCUCCGGCCAUUUUCGGCUGGCGACGCCGCUGGGGAGGAAUCGUCCUCGUCAAAGCUCAGUUCCUACAUUAAGCGCUGGCGGCAAAACAGCCAGAGCGAACAACAUGCGCAUGCUCGAUUUCAACAAGAUGCGUAUGCUUUGAUGGCUGGCACGUUGUGUCAUGAGCCUCAAGUGCCUCCCCGCCUAAAGGCCCUAAUGGCCAGUGAAGCUAAGUUGGGGCGGAGCGGCAAUGGCUACUUGCUAGGAUUCAAUUCAGUUCACGUGUGGAAGCAGCUACAUGACUUGCAGGUGUUGACCUAUUGCAGAACGCGUUACCUUGGCAUGACAGUUCGACUACUUUAUAAAGAGUUCCUUGAACUCUACGCCGUGCUUUGCAUCCCAACUUCAGGCCAAACAGUGUCGGAUUUUGCGCUUUGCAGGAGAAUCGACUACCUUGAACGUCUCGUGCCCGCGGUUACCCGCGUGCAGCGCAUCUGGCGAACUGUACGGGAACGCGCCUUCGUGGCCGAUAUGCACUGGCUGUGCAUCCGAGUGCAGAGCCAUGUACGUCGCGUGCUCCUGAUACGUGAGCGAAAGAAACUCCAGCCUCUCAAGGAUCUUUUCUUUGGGGCCGUCAUUACCGCGGGUAUCGCGUAUUCCUUUCGGCGAUUAGGUCUUAGCGACGAGGUUGUCCACUCCAUCGAAAUGAAGUGGGCUCCCCUAUAUAUUCAACAGCAGUGCAACACUUCUCGGGCAUUGCGCUUGGUGAAUGGGUAUAGGAACAGGGAAGUUUACUGUCUGCGGUGGAGCGCAGCUGUGUGCAUUCAAUCUUGGUGGCGUUCGAUCAUGGCACAGAAGCAGGCGGCAAAGCUACGGCACGAGGCGUUCUUAGAGUACUGUUCCCUCCUUGUACAGAAUGCGUGGAGGUCUUACAAAGCCCAAGUUGUCAUUCUAGAAAAAAUCACCGAGGUGGUAAUCCCCAACAGGGCAGCUACAACUAUACAGCGGCAUUUCAGAGGGGUACAAAUGAAUACUUCAGUUGUUCGUAUUCAAAGCUUUUUCAGGAUGGCCAUUAUCCGGCAGCAAUAUGUACGCUUAAAGAAUGCAGCAUUGCUCUGCCAAGCUGGAGCUCUGAUGAGGCUUCGCAGGGGAGACUUCCUUCUAGCCAGGUGCAUGGUCGUGAAAAUCCAGCGCUGGUGGCGUUCGAUGCUUUUACUACGAGAAUUGGAUGUAGAUCUGGCGCUGCCUCUCCCCAUCCAGAUGCCAAAGAAAGCCGACUCUGUCAUCAAACGGCGCGAGCGUGUUGCUUUUGAGCUGCUGCGCCCUCACCUACUUAGGGUUCAAGGUGUGUUCAGGGUCGAACGAAUGCGCCAGGAGACUCACUAUGCGUACCCAAUCAGCUUGAAUGCAAAUUGCGAUUGCCGUGGUAUCUAUCCUCGCACGUGGGCACAGCCACUUCAGGACCUCUUAGUGCAAUUAGCCACGGCCACAAGUCAGCAGGCGAACGGCUACAUGGCGGAGGCUACGCAAACGGUGCCAGUUAUGUUUCAAGAUCUGGCAAUCGGCGGCCAUCACAGUUUGGUACUUCUCUCGGUGAGACGACCGGCCUUUGAAAACUUCGCUACCCGCGUCAGGGCAGUCGUCAAGGGUGGAAGUUGGCAGGAUUUUAACCUCGUCCCGAGCGUAUACGCAUGGGGUUGGGGGGACCGAGGACAACUUGGGGAACGGCAAGUUCCACGAGAACAGGGGAUGACUUGCGUGGGCCCCCUGAAGUUUGUAGACCGAGUUUUUAAAGAUACAGUGGACUUGAAAACCGGCCAUCUCGUGCAGCAACUUGUCCAGGAGGUUGAUUAUACGCACAAAAUAUGCGCAGUAGUAGCAGGCCUAGACCACUCGGUCGCUCUCACUAGUGAGGGCAUGGCUUUUGCUUGGGGGGACAACUCAGAAGGACAAUGCGGCUUGGGCCACAGGCUAAUGUGCGUUCGGCACCCAACUCUGAUUCCUACAAUCCGUAACAAUGGCAUCAGACUGAGAAGCAUCGCUGCGGGACCCCGACAAACAGGAGCGGUAUGUUCUGACGGAAAAGCCUUGAUGUGGGGUGCUGCCCACUUCGUUCGUCUGCCCACGAUAAUCCCGGAUUCGCAUUCUUACACUCCGAGAGAGAUCUGUUGUUCUGCUGGAUUCAACGUGAUGAGGACAGCAGGCAGCAGUGGCGUUUUUGCAUGGGGGUGCAACGACAGUGGCCAACUCGGCCAAGGAAUCGAAGACAAAAAGUCAAGAGACCUCCCAACUUUUGUGCCUAUUCCACCAACUCCAGGUCACCGUCACGUAGUCUCGAAGGUUGCACUUGGGGCACGGUUUGUUGUAGUAUCUCUGCAGCAGUCAUCGCCUUUUCUGUACACGUGGGGAGCACUUAGUGUCGUAGAACCCUCCCAGAAGGCUUCAAGGCCUUCCGCGGCUGCAGCAGAAGGCAAAAGUGCAUCAGCUGCAGCGGAACAGAGAGCUGUUGCAAACCCAUUUCUGAAGUUCGCGGGUUUCAAAGUGCAGCAACCACAACAGAGCAAACAAACUUUACCUAACAUUAGGACGGACAGGGUGAAAGCUAUUUGUAAACCGACUCGUGUUUUCCACUCUCUGUGGAAGGGCGACGCUGUAAUAGACAUAGGAGUCACAGGAACAGACGUACUGGUCCUGUUCGAAUCCAGGAUCAUUCAUGGCUACUCUGUCUUGGAGGUCCUUUAUUCGAAGAAGCCUGCAGCCCCUGUCUCCGCUGCAGAAGAGCGUGUAGCCGUUCAGUCUUUCUUCUUUAAGAAGCCACCAGACCAACCAAAACCACAGGAAACACCCACAGAAAAAGCCAUAUCGUGCGAAUUAGAACGCUUAAGGGGAGAGUUCACAUUGGAACCUGGCGUUUACAGCUUGCGGCAUCUCAGGCCUUUAAGAAUGGUUAUACGGUCACUACACACAACCGGAAACGCAGUCUCGUUGUCAUUCAGCUGGGCGAAAGCAGUCAGGCCAACGAGGCAAAUGCUUGACAAUAUCGUCAGCGCUAGAGAGUCCAAGCUCUUGAGAAAGUACAGAACAGCAACGGGAGAUCCAAUAGAACAACCGAAGAGCGUUAUGGAACGAGACCAAAACAAAUACCGCGAGACUCUGGAAAUGAAUUCCCGUAUCCUUGGCAGCGCGACUCUCUCAAGAGAGAACCAGUCCCGCCUAAGUGCAAAGCAGGCCGCCGAGACUUUAGUGCCCGACUCCUCGCUGAUGCAGCGGAUCCGCCCCACCUACAGCCUUCACAGCGCCUGCAAUAAGAACAACUCUACCGAUUCUGGCGAUGAAAUCAAUACGCUUCAAGACUAA